Acromyrmex echinatior (Panamanian leafcutter ant) is the source of this 429-nucleotide messenger RNA. RefSeq lists its product as uncharacterized. The record is from RefSeq and is a predicted model, not a curated record. Lineage: Eukaryota; Metazoa; Arthropoda; Insecta; Hymenoptera; Formicidae.
AUGGCAAUUACAAGUGGAUCGACUAGCUGUCGCGUCUCGUAUCAGACAACCCGCAACAUUACAACGCGCGCAAGCAUCGCAUUAUCGGCAUGCGGCCCGCCCGUAAUUCUCGCGAUCGCCGAAAAACUCUUGGACAUGAUGUACAACGUGAUAAAAAUCGCUGGUCCAGCAAAAUUCAAAGUGGGCGAUUCGGUACGCGUGAUGUUUAAGAUCGUUAAGGUGCAGCAUACCAAUCCCGUAAUCUAUUUACUCGAGGACUAUCGCGGAAAAUCCGUCGCUGGUGCGUUCUACGAGUUGCAUCGCGUUACGCAUCCGGACGUGUAUCUCGUGGAGAAAGUACUGCGCAGGAAGGGAGACAAGGUGUAUGUCAAGUGGCUGGGAUUCAAUGGAUCGAACAAUUCAUGGAUACACAAAAACAAUGUCAUUUGA